AUGGCUGACACUGGCAGGGAGCGGGACAUUGUUAUUGUCGGCGGUGGGAUAAUUGGAUGCUGCUGCGCCUAUUUCCUGACAAGACACCCUUCCUACGAUCCUUCAAGACACAAAAUAACAAUUCUUGAGGCCUCAGAAAUUGCUGGCGGGGCAUCUGGCAAGGCUGGCGGCUUGUUAGCUCUAUGGGCAUAUCCCAAGGUCAUUGUCCCAUUGAGCUACCAACUACACGCACAGCUGGCACAGGAACACGGCGGAGUGGACAGAUGGGGCUAUAGAGAAGUUGGAUGCGGACAGCUUGUCGCUGAUAGCCGGGCCAGAAACCAACCUGGCAAGCCAAAGUCUGAUGAAGAGGCCGUGUCUCUGGGCAAGAGAAGCGACGAUGCUAUGGCCACGCUGAAGGCGGCUGGGUUUCCCGAAGACCUCGAUUGGUUUGAUCCUGUCGUGUUAAGGGCAUAUGAGGAGAUGGGAGGCAAGGGGACCACCGCACAGGUGCAUCCGUACCUAUUCACGACGUCAAUGGCAAAGCUGGCGGAAGAGAAGGGCGCGAAAGUGGUCCUGGGCACUGUCACCAACAUCGACUACUCAGCCAGCCAUAUCAAGACCUUAGCCUACCAAAGCAAGGCCUCUGGGACUAUGGAGACUAUCAUCGCUACAGACGUUAUUAUUUCAGCGGGCCCCUGGACAUCAAGGAUAUUCCCACCAGCCCCCAUCGAGGCCCUUCGAGCACAUAGUGUUGUCCUGCGUCCAACACGUCCAGUCUCAGCCUACACACUAUUCACCGAGAUCACCCUGUCGGCCGGACAGUCCAAGUCUGGCAGACUAUCUGCCACCAGCCCCGAAAUCUACGCCCGGCCAGACAACACUGUAUACGCAUGCGGAGAAGGAGAUACACUGGUGCCAUUGCCUUCAUCUACAGCUGACGUCGAGGUUGACCAGUCCCGAUGCCAGGACAUCAUCAACGCAAUUGGAAGCGUUUCCGAUGAGCUACGAGAUGGAGAAGUUAUCAUUCGACAAGCCUGCUAUCUUCCUAAUGUAGCUGGAACCGGCGAUCGAGGGAGCCCCCUUAUAGGCAAGACUGGGACAGAAGGUUUGUAUCUAGCAACUGGUCAUACCUGCUGGGGCAUCCAGAAUGCACCAGCAACAGGCAAGCUGAUGAGCGAGUUUGUAUUCGAUGGAGACGCUAAGAGUUUGGAUAUCUCUUCCCUGGAUCCUCGCAAGGUGUUAUAG
Messenger RNA from Nannizzia gypsea CBS 118893, 1227 nucleotides. Its product is annotated as highly oxidoreductase. Lineage: Eukaryota; Fungi; Ascomycota; Eurotiomycetes; Onygenales; Arthrodermataceae. The record is from RefSeq and is a predicted model, not a curated record. Gene Ontology annotation, biological process: retrograde transport, endosome to Golgi. Gene Ontology annotation, cellular component: cytoplasm; late endosome. Bases 1 to 1227 code for a protein of 408 amino acids. The transcript has 2 exons. Gene Ontology annotation, molecular function: oxidoreductase activity.